This is a messenger RNA of Ailuropoda melanoleuca (giant panda), 1820 nucleotides long. RefSeq names its product transmembrane protein 81 (gene TMEM81). Lineage: Eukaryota; Metazoa; Chordata; Mammalia; Carnivora; Ursidae. The record is from RefSeq and is a predicted model, not a curated record. The coding region runs from base 901 to 1749 and encodes 282 amino acids. The transcript has a single exon.
UCUGUUCUGUCUAGGUAAGGGAGGAGGCCAAGAGGUGGGCAGGAUAAUGUAUCCCCUCCCCCCAAAAAUACCUUCAAUGCUCUUGGGAAGGAAGAAUGUCUAGAAUGAGGAGAGGGGCUCUACUGGGUAUUGCCCCUCUUGCCCAUAAACACUCGGAUUCUAAAAGGACAGCUCGGUCAUUGUCUUCCUGAAUUUUCAUUUUUGUUUAAGAUUCCUUACCCACGAACAGUGUAUCACACUGUACAAGAUGUUUUCAUGCACAGUUUAUCAUUUAUUGCCCGAAGUGACCCUCCUGAAGUAGACGGAGCAUUCUUAAUUCAAAGGAGGGAACAGAAACAAACUCAGGAAGGAAUCAGUCACUUGCCUCCCAGUCCAGCAUUCUUAAUCCUUUUUUACAGAAGGUUUAGGAGCCUUUAAAGUCAAUAAUAACUUAAUGCAAGGUAAUCCUCUUUUAUUUUUUUAGACCUGGGAAUUGAUUUCUUGGUCAGAUUAACUGGGGUUUCUAAGCCCUUUAUUUGGAUCCCAGAGUUGGGAGAGGAGGGCAGGGGUGAGCCAGAGUAGCUUUGCUCUGCAUUUGAAGUCAUUUGGACGUUCACUUCAGAAGCUGAAGUCUCUUCAUCUUUGUCUCCCAAGAGGGUGGGUUUAAGUUCAUUACAAGGGCAUGGACAGAAUGGAGACUGGAGAGGUGGUCAGCAACAAGCAAGAGCAGCAUGGUGACUUCUGGUACUGCCUUGUGUGUUCAUAAGGACUGGGCUUGGGUUGAUCACGUUGCCGUGUUUCAUUGCCAACGAGCGGGUGCAUUCUGUCUUUUGACGUUGAAGGAGAUCUUGUGUCAAAGGAAUGAAGUGAUACAGAGGCUUCACCUGGGACACCUUGGGUGCCAGCUGACGGAGGUGAGCCAUGAGGACCUCGGCCGCUGGUGUCCUCUUCGGGAGCCUGGUGGUGGCCUUCUGUCUGCCUUUGGUGGUGACUUUACCGAAAACACUGGCCAUCCCGAAGAAGCUGCAGCAAGCCGUGGGCAAGGUGAUUGUCAAUGCCACCACCUGCACGGUGACCUGUGGCCUCGGCUUUAAGGAAGAGACUGUCUGUGAGGUGGGCCCCGAUGGCGUGAGAAGGAAGUGUAUCUCUAAGCGCUUGGAAUGUCUGACCAACUGGAUCUGUGGGUUGCUCCAUUUCACCACUCUCAGAGGGAAGGAGUUCGAGCUGAGCUGUCUGAGUUCAGACAUCCUGGAUGUGGGAACGGAAGCUUUCCGGUUCACCUGGAGACUUGCUCGCGGUAUCAUCUCAACUGAUGAUGAAAUCUUCAAACCCUUCCGGGCCAGUUCCCACUUGGUGAAGUUUGAGUCUAUUCAGGAGUAUGACUCUGGGACAUACCGGUGUGACGUGCAGCUGUUAAGAAACUUGAGACUUGUCAAGAGGCUCUAUUUUGGGCUGCGGGUGCUUCCCCCUAACUUGGUGAACCUGAACUUCCAUCAAUCCCUUACUGAGAAUCAGAAGUUAAUGGACAAGGGCCUGGAAGUGAAUCUGGACAAUGGUUCUAAGCCUCACCACCCACCGUGGAAGAAGAAGGUGGCUGUAGCCUUGGGAAUCGGCGUUGCCGGUGGAGUGGCUGGUGGUGUGUUGGCGAUCAUUGCCCUGGGCAGUGGGCUGAGGCUGGUGUACAGCAGUGCCGGCCUUGAGUCCUUCAAAGUCUCCCUGUGGAACGGCUGGCUGCCCAGGAACCUGGACCUGUUCAGGAAGCCGGGCUAGCUUUUUAAAGGAGUGUCUGGCGGUCCGAUUGUGGCCUGGCUAGGAGGGAGGGCUUCCACCUCCAAAAGAGU